Boeremia exigua is the source of this 1857-nucleotide messenger RNA. Its product is annotated as G-protein alpha subunit-domain-containing protein. Gene Ontology annotation, cellular component: heterotrimeric G-protein complex. Bases 1 to 1857 code for a protein of 618 amino acids. Gene Ontology annotation, biological process: adenylate cyclase-activating G protein-coupled receptor signaling pathway. Gene Ontology annotation, molecular function: GTPase activity; guanyl nucleotide binding; G protein-coupled receptor binding. Lineage: Eukaryota; Fungi; Ascomycota; Dothideomycetes; Pleosporales; Didymellaceae. The record is from RefSeq and is a predicted model, not a curated record. The transcript is spliced from 2 exons.
AUGGCGGUCGUCCCGCCGAGCGAGAAGGAAGUGUACGAGCUCAUCAGCACCGUGGGAACCAACAUAGACAGACUGCGACAAGGCAUCAAUGCGCUCCGGCAGCUGCACGACCGCUGGACUGGUUGUAAUGAAACCGCCAUCAACCUCAUAGCACAGCUCACGGCGCUGCGCUCGAAUCUGGACAAUGUGCACGACUGGCUCAACUAUGCGAUCAACGAUUUGCAUCCCCAGCUUCUCUCCGACUUGGAUGUUGUCAUGGCGUCCUGCGCAUUACUUGUGCGACAUGUAGACCAACUAGUAGCAGAUCUGCGGCAACCAGACCCAGGUGCAACAGACUGUGCAGUUAAGCUGAAGUAUGCCGUGGGCGGCCGAUCAAUGGAGCGGCUCCGGGACGUCGCUGAGCGACAGUCAGAGUCAGUGCGCAUACUGCUAGCAGCAUGCAAAUGCCAUACCACUGCCCAACGCAAGAUCCUGCUUCACAAAAGCCGCCAAAUCAGGCAGGAGGAUAACCUGUCUAUGAAAGUACUAGCGCGGUCAUCCAAGUGGAAAGGAGGAUGCAUGACUGUCCUUACCGGUGUGUCUCGGGGCAUACAAGGAUGCAAACUAUCUUACUACAGGAAGUUCAAACGGAAGGAUACCUACGAGGAGCCAACCGAGAAGGACUAUGACAACGCCGCGGCUGCCAUCAGAUCCUCAGCCAUUGACCGUGCGCUACAGGAAGAUAGUAUGACACUUCGACGAGAGACCAAGCUCAUGUUGAUGGGCCAGGAUCACAGCGGCAAGGACCUCGUCAUGCAUCAGAUCAAAGUUCUAUACGCCGAAGGCUAUUAUACACCAGAAGACCGCAUGCGGUAUCGAGACGCCGUUCGCUCGACAAUGCGACUGGUCAUUCACUCCAUGAUCGAUCUGCUGAAAGACACCUGUAUCACUCUGCCAACAGCCUUGAACAACGACUUCGCCGUCUUACUGGACGAGGUGGAAAUGGUUGACAUGCACUACAUCACGGGCGAAGCUGCGGCUGCAGUUCGAAACUUAUGGUUCAGCACUGAGUUCUCAUCGAUAUAUCUCAAAAACUUCGAGAUCGAUUUUCCGCAGUAUGCACCGUAUUUUGCGCAAGAGGCACAGAGGAUAGGUUCAGAAGAGUACAUCCCUGCGGAAGCUGACAUCAUCCGCCUAAACCAGUCAAUAGGAGGGAUCAAAGAGCUCCGCUUUAAUUGGGACGAGCUUGACGUCCACUUGUUCAACAUCAACGGAUACAUUCCCGACCAGUUCCGCAAGCGCUGGUUCCACCAAUUCGACAGCCUUACGUCGCUCGUCUAUACCGUCGACAUCUCGCUGUAUGAUCGUCCAUUUUACGGCCAAACAACGAAGUCCCAACUCCUGGAAGACAUUGCCAGCUUCGAAUCAUGGGCCAACUCCCAAAACUUCGCCGACUCGUCCGUCAUCCUGCUGCUCAACAACUUCACCCGCUUCCGUGACAAACUGCGCUACUCGCCGCUCGAGUCCCUGUUCCCGGACUACGUGCCCAACGCUGCCGACCCGGAUACCUCGGCGCGCCAGUUCAUCCUGAAGCAGUUCAAGGACGUCAACCGCAACCAGCUCUCCAUCUACUCCUUCUGGGUCGACCUCGAUAUGAGCGAUAACCAGCAUCUUUACGCUGCGCUCAAGAAGACGCUGCAGCACAUCCAGCAGCGCAAGGCGCGGAGCGAGGUGUGGCAAGAAAGCGAGUCGAGUAUCAGCUCCGGCACGGGCCUAACGGGAAGGCUGGCUAGCAGUCGGCUGAAUCUGCGAUCGAGGAGCGGGUCUAGGCUGGAGGCGUUGUUGUCGAAGAAAUCGAUAGACAGCCAGUUUUCGUGA